Mastomys coucha (southern multimammate mouse) is the source of this 2498-nucleotide messenger RNA. It is a transcript of the gene Ovol1, whose product is annotated as ovo like transcriptional repressor 1. Gene Ontology annotation, biological process: epidermal cell differentiation; regulation of transcription by RNA polymerase II. Gene Ontology annotation, cellular component: nucleus. NCBI's taxonomy places the organism in Eukaryota, Metazoa, Chordata, Mammalia, Rodentia, Muridae. The record is from RefSeq and is a predicted model, not a curated record. The transcript has 4 exons. The coding region runs from base 842 to 1645 and encodes 267 amino acids. Gene Ontology annotation, molecular function: DNA-binding transcription factor activity, RNA polymerase II-specific; RNA polymerase II cis-regulatory region sequence-specific DNA binding.
CACCCUGGCCUUGGAGAGCCCAGACCGCUGGGUUCGGGCCCGGACCGCCGAUUCCCGCUCGGCGGCUUUGUGUCUCUCCCGGCGCCCCGGGCGCGCCAGGCUGGGCCCGGGCCUGUUGGGCCAGUUUUAUGUCAUCGCCCACAGAGCGUGCGAGCGCCGGUGCAAAUAACGUUGCCCUCCCCUCCCUGCCCGUGCCUGCUCCUUCCGAAACUCUAGUUUGCAAACGUGAGCACGCCGGGCAGGGGAGGUCCGGGGCGGGUCCGGUGCUUCUGGGUGUGGGGACCGGAGCACGCCCUCCCAAUCCUGCCCCCGUCGUGCCACCCCGCCCGGGCCGCGAGGCCACCUCACCCGCAGCGGAAUGGAAACCGGUUCGACAGGUAACAAAUAGGUGGGUUGUCACCGUUAUUUCCCAACGCAUGCGCCAUCGCUCUCUCGGCCACUCCAAGCUAAUUAGAUCAGAUCAACACCCCUACCCCACCCCCGCCCGAGCCACCACCACACACCGCCGCGAGCCAAUAAAGCGUGAACCCGUCCGUCCAGCUCGCACUUGAAGACUUCGCGAGCAGCCGCGGGGACGCCAGUCGAGCUAGAGGACGCUCGCUUAGCGCGUCUCCGAUCCCGGUGCACCUGGCUGCACCCGCUCUGCGGACACCGACGACCUUCGGCGUAGUUGGAAACGCCACGCGUGGUCCCUGGUACGCUCUGUCCUCAGAACGUGGACACGUCUCGGCGACUCUGUCCUUAAACUGUCCCUAUUCCCGCGCCUCAACCCCGAUCCGGUGGAAAAAAAGGUGGGACGACCACACGAACUCGACUCGCGCCGGGCUAGGAGGAACUGAAGAUGCCCCGCGCGUUCCUGGUGAAGAAGCCAUGCGUCUCCACGUGCAAGAGGAACUGGAGCGAGCUCCCGGACGAGGAGCGCGGCGAGAUCUACGUGCCAGUCAGCCUCGGCUUCUGCCCACCCCAGCCCUACCGAGAACCAGAGGCAUCAGUGGCCGAGCCCCCUUCUUGCCCCCUGGCUUUGGACAUGAGCCUUCGAGACUCCAGCUAUAGUGUGGCUCCAGGGCCCUGCGUGGUAGCUCAGCUACCCUCUGAAGAUGUGAGCCAUCUGACAGAUCCCCGGAGCAGAGACCAGGGCUUCCUACGAACCAAGAUGAAGGUGACCUUGGGGGACAGUCCAAAUGGAGACCUUUUUACCUGUCACAUCUGCCAGAAGUCCUUCACCCACCAGCGCAUGCUGAAUCGACACAUGAAGUGUCACAAUGAUGUCAAGAGGCACCUCUGCACUUACUGUGGGAAGGGUUUCAAUGACACCUUUGACCUCAAGAGACAUGUCCGAACCCACACUGGUGUGCGGCCCUACAAGUGCAGUCUGUGUGACAAGGCCUUCACCCAGCGCUGCUCUCUGGAGUCUCACCUCAAGAAGAUUCACGGGGUGCAGCAGAAGUACGCGUACAAGGAGCGCCGGGCCAAGCUCUAUGUGUGUGAGGAGUGCGGCUGCACAUCUGAGAGUCAGGAGGGCCAUGUCCUGCACCUCAAGGAACGCCACCCCGACAGCCCACUGCUGCGCAAGACCUCCAAGAAGGUGGCUGUGGCUCUGCACAACACUGUCACCUCCCUGCUGCAGGGCAGCCCACAUCUCUGAGCAGCACAGGCCCUGGGAAGGAACGGGUUCACUUCCCUGCUGCCACAGCCAUUUGUCUUUCCUGCACCCUCUUGCUAGAACACCAGUGACCAGGACCCAGCUCUAACACCUCACUCCAGGCACACUUGCACAACUGGGCACUGACUUUGGCUCCAUUGGAGGAGUCUGUCUUAUAGGCAGAGCCCACUCUGAGCUUGGAACCAUGGGUGCCUGUUUCCAGGCAGGAGUGAGGCCAAGCGAGUAAAAAGAGCUGUUUAGAGAGACAGGCCCUGUCUCCUUGCAGCGGAACUUUGCAGAUGUGCUGAAGGGGACCCUGAGUACAAGAUGGGCAAUGGGUCCCCACGGAGAGUGGAAUGGAAACACCAGCAAAGAGCACCCUGGCAAACAACUGCAGCGGUGGUGCUGGCAGCGGCCCUUGUGCCUGCAAGGCUAACUCAGGGUUCCAAGGGCUCUCUGCCCUUUCAUCAGAGGCCCACAUGUGAACAGCCAUGUGCAUGUUUGUGUAUGGGUCACACGGCUCUGUGUGUGAUUUCCUCGCGUGUGCAUGUGCGCUUGCGGUCUUUCCGCACAUCACCUUGUUCAUAAGAAGCCAACCACAAGGUGCCAGGGAGGUUUUAUUUCCUUUUUUUUUUUAAGAUGACAAAUGUACAGAUAUUAAUAUAUUUUUGGUGCCCACAAUAAGACUGUUUAGUAAGACUACAAGGGGGAGGAGCUGGCUUUUUCUCCACCCCAUUGGUUCUAUUUAUCCUGGACAUUUCAAACCUCUUCUGUGCCUUGGUUCUGGGGUGGUUAUGCAGACCCACCCUGUUCUCUGAGAUGUUUCAUUAAAGACCUUCCUCCUGCUUUGCCCCAA